GCUUUACUGCGGACUCAAUUACGACGACGCUCCAUCCGGUUGGCUUCGCUGCUUCCCCCUUGAGUAAUGGGCAUGUAGAUAAUCAGUUAUAGUCCUUAUUAAACUUAUUCUACCACAUGGUUAUCGUCCUCAGAAGACAUCAUGUUUAGUUGGAAGGCGCUGCAGAAGAACAAGACAGUGCGAUAUGGCGUCCCAAUGAUGCUGCUGAUCGUCGGAGGCUCCUUCGGGCUGCGGGAGUUCACUCAGAUCCGCUACGACGUGCAGAAGAUCAAGAGAAAGAUGGACCCCUCCCUCGAGGCCCACGUGAACACGAAGCGGCAGGCAGGGUUGCUGCAAGAGGAGUACCAGAAGCUGCAGGAGGUGAAGCUGGACGAGUGGAGGAACAUCCGGGGCCCGCGGCCCUAAGACUCCAAGGAUUACCAGGAGCAGCAGCGCUCCCGCCAGAGCCCCGAGGCCUGA
This is a messenger RNA of Gadus macrocephalus (Pacific cod), 459 nucleotides long. Its product is annotated as cytochrome c oxidase assembly protein COX16 homolog, mitochondrial. Gene Ontology annotation, biological process: mitochondrial respiratory chain complex IV assembly. Lineage: Eukaryota; Metazoa; Chordata; Actinopteri; Gadiformes; Gadidae. The record is from RefSeq and is a predicted model, not a curated record. Gene Ontology annotation, cellular component: mitochondrial inner membrane.